CGGCUCACAUGAGCAGCCUCGUGCUGUUCAUUUGGUUCAUGACGUCCACUUCAGACCUUCUACAUUUGAGAAAAUAUCCCGGAUUCAGCUUUAGUUUUAUUAUUGUUUGCAUAUGAUCUAAUACUGCAUCAUGUGUGCGCGUAUUUGCAUUUCUUCGCUCUGUAAUCCCCGCCUUCUCUCCUACAUAGUUUUAGCUGACUGUAGCAGCUCAACCCGUUGGUCCAGUUUGUGGUUGUUUUAAAGCUGACCUCCGUGUGUGAACCGGAAGAGUGUAUAAAUCAGAGUAGCCAUGUCUGCCCUUAUCCUGUUCGUCGGAGUUCUCGCAGGAGUUUUUAUUUUAAUUCGGAAAUUUGUUGCAGGAAAGAGAUGUAAGAGCAAGGUACAGCUGCACGGCAAAACGGUCAUCAUUACCGGCAGUAACACAGGAAUCGGAAGAGAAACAGCUGUAGAUUUGGCCCGGAGGGGAGCUCGUGUUAUUCUGGCCUGCCGCAGUGUAGUACGUGCUGAAGUGGCUCUGGCUCUCGUCAAAAGGGAGAGCGGAAGCAAUAACGUGGUGUUCAUGCAGCUGGAUCUGGCCAGUCAGAAGUCUAUUCGCUCUUUUGCUGAAACUUUCCUCAAAACAGAGAAAAGGCUGGACAUUCUUAUCAACAAUGCAGGGGUUUAUAUGCAGGGCACUACAGAGGAUGGUCUUGGGUUGAUGUUUGGAGUCAAUCAUAUCGGUCACUUCCUCCUGACCAAUCUCUUACUGGACAGACUCAAAGAGUGCGGGCCAAGCAGAGUUGUUACUGUAUCCUCCAUGUGUCAUGACUUUGGGAACCUUGACUUUAACCUCCUUAGUGCUCACAAGGAAUUUGGAAAAGGCAACUAUCACAUGGAUGUCUUUAGAAUAUAUAGCAACAGUAAACUGUGCAAUGUGCUGUUCACACACGAGCUUGCAAAGAGGCUUCAAGGAACUCAGGUCACCUGCUACAGCCUCCACCCAGGUGCUAUCAAUUCCGAGUUGACUCGCAAUAUGCAGCCAGGGUUCAAGAAGUUGUUGAAAUUCAUAGGAGCCCUGUUCUUCAAAGAUGUGGAGUCAGGAGCCCAGACUACUCUAUACUGUGCACUCCAGGAGGGCAUUGAAGGCCUGAGUGGCCGAUAUUUCUCCAACUGUGGAGUAAAGAAAGUUCGGGCCAUGGCUCAGGAUGACGCAGUGGCUAAGAAGCUCUGGGAAGUGAGCGAGACGUUUUGCGGCCUGGCCUGAGAUAAACUCUGUACCUUAUAGCCAAAUAGAUUUGUGCUCUAAUCAUUCAGACUUUCAUAAAUUCUGUGUGGAGUGUGUUAUCCAAGAAACGAAGCUGUGAGAUUAUCAUAUUUUGGGGAUGUCCUGAAUUUUUUUUGUGUGUGUACAUGGAUAAAAAGAUCAGCACAUUUGACCAGCUUAUUAAAAAAAAAAAAAAAAACCAUGGUGCAUGCUUAAGCUGUCUCUUACUUCUAAUAAUAUAUCCACAUGACAAUGAGCAGUUGCCAGAUGAAAUUCCUACACUCAUGAGGCAGCAAAUUACCUCCAUGUGUGCAAUCCCAUGACAAAGGUUGUAUUUGCCAAGUAUGACUUUAAUUUUAAAGCAAGGCUUAAUUUGAAUUGCUUUAGCUAAAUACAUUUUUAGCUAGUUUAUUUUAUUAUUUUUUUUUAAAUGUUUUGCACGUGACAGGCUAGGGCAUCGAGCAAGUGAAUUUUUAUAGUUGAUCAGAGCACACAUUUUGAGUCUGCUGGUUAAUGGUGUCAAACCCAUCAAUGCUAUCCUUUGGACUAAUGUAUGAGUAAUUUAUGGAUAGUAUUUAUAGACAGAACUCAAUGACUUGUGAUUAUUUAUGUAAAUAUUAUAUGGGAAGCAAAACAACUGUUUUGCAUCCCAUAUAAUAUUUACAUAAAUAAUCUAAUAAACAUCUAAUAACUGUUUUUUCUAACUUGCACUGACAAGUUAGAAAAAAAUGAAUUUAGCUUUGAGUGAAAAUUAGUGAUUUACAUGCACUGAAGGCACAUGUUCAGUUCUGCUUCAAGCAACAUAUACAAGAAUUACAUGUACAUGUAGAAUUAAACCUUCUCUGUAUUUGCACUUAAUACAGUGUCCACAAGAACAAGCCAGUGGCCACUCAGCACUACCCAUGUUCUUAUCAUUGCCUUUGAUCAGUUAGGAUUUUCGGGACCAUGUUCAAUAAACUUUUUUUUACGUAA
Messenger RNA from Ictalurus punctatus (channel catfish), 2215 nucleotides. RefSeq names its product dehydrogenase/reductase (SDR family) member 13b.1 (gene dhrs13b.1). The coding region runs from base 290 to 1243 and encodes 317 amino acids. The transcript is spliced from 5 exons. NCBI's taxonomy places the organism in Eukaryota, Metazoa, Chordata, Actinopteri, Siluriformes, Ictaluridae. The record is from RefSeq and is a predicted model, not a curated record.